This is a messenger RNA of Physella acuta, 1308 nucleotides long. Its product is annotated as four-domain proteases inhibitor-like. Gene Ontology annotation, biological process: cell differentiation; multicellular organism development. Gene Ontology annotation, cellular component: extracellular region. The record is from RefSeq and is a predicted model, not a curated record. NCBI's taxonomy places the organism in Eukaryota, Metazoa, Mollusca, Gastropoda, Physidae. Gene Ontology annotation, molecular function: protein binding.
UCAAGUUUGUUUGAUUACCGCACACAGCAUUCAAACUUUAGUAAAGAACAGCGGCCUCUUCAGUAAAAUGAAUAAAGCCCAAGUGAGCCUGAUGUUUCUCCUGUUGAUCGAAUUGUCAUGGAGAGGCGCAACAGCGGUCCCCAUGCAGGAGAAGAUGUGCCCCAGCAGCUGUGUAGCAGACUACAGGCCUGUCUGCGGCACUGACGGCCGCACGUACCCCAACGACUGCGUGUUACGCAGCACCUCCUGCCAGAACGCGGAGGCCAAAGAAGUCACCGUUUCCCACGACGGACCGUGCGUUGAGUCAACCAAACCCAGCGACCCGUGUCCUCAGACUGUCUGUCUAGAAGUCUAUCAGCCCGUGUGUGGCAGCGACGGCAAGACAUACCCCAACAAGUGCCAGCUCCAUGCCUCCAACUGCAAGAACUCGGACGUAAAAGAAGUCACCAUUUCCCACGACGGGCCGUGCAAGGAGAUUCAGCCAAAAAGACCGACCGACCCAUGUAUGAAGAUUGUCUGUUUACAAGUCUACGAUCCCGUGUGUGGAAGUGACGGUAAGACCUACCCCAACACCUGUCGACUCGAUGCUUUCAACUGCGGACGGCCAGCUGACAAGAUGGUCACCAUGGCACACCUUGGAGAGUGCCCGGUAAAGACACCGAACGCCAGGUGUUCUGGGAAUCUGCCGUGUCCGUUGGGUUAUCGUCCAGUGUGUGGAAGUGACGGUAACACCUACGACAAUGAGUGCUGGCUGCACACGACCAACUGCAACAAGUCUGCGAGUGACCAGAUAUUUAUAGUUUCAACUUCAACAUGCGAGUCACAUUUGGCUUAAGUUUGAGCUAUGUUUGGCCUGAAGUUUGAGCUAUGUUUGGCCUGAAGUUUGAGCUAUGCUUGGCCUUAAGUUUGAGCUAUGUUUGGCCUUAAUCUGAAUCACUUUGUCUUAAAUUUGAAUCACGUUUGGGUUAAAUUUUAAUCACUUUUGGCUUAAAUUAAAGUCACUUUUAGUUUAAAUUUAGUUCACUUUUGGCUUAACUUAAAAUCACGUUUGGGUUAAGCAUAGAAUUCACGUAAGGCUAAGUUCAGUAAUUGUUUUAUUUUGAUUUAUUAGUAAUAUUAAUAAUUAUUAGUAAUAUUAAUUUAAAAAUUACUACAUACAAUUUUCAUUUUUUUUUUCUCAAAUUUCAACAUUAAAAUUUCAGAUCUACAUGCAAUUAUUAUUUUGAACAUUUAAAUGUGUACUUUUUUCAGAUCUUAAUAUGUUUUAGUAUGCGUUGAUUCAAAUGUAGAAAAAACUUUAUUUGUGUA